Molecule: messenger RNA, 2232 nt
Organism: Scaptodrosophila lebanonensis
Lineage: Eukaryota; Metazoa; Arthropoda; Insecta; Diptera; Drosophilidae
Product: nuclear pore complex protein Nup75-like
Exons: 3
Coding region: 75-2108 (677 amino acids)
Biological process (GO): protein import into nucleus; mRNA export from nucleus; positive regulation of DNA-templated transcription
Cellular component (GO): nuclear pore outer ring
Molecular function (GO): structural constituent of nuclear pore
Source: RefSeq, a predicted model, not a curated record
GCCCGGUAAACAUAUUUGUUCAUAUUUGCGCGUUGUGCCCUCGAGCCUGCACGGUUUUUGUUUUGUUAAUUAAAAUGAGCGAUCCGCCUGUCUUCGAGCUUGGGGACAAGCUUGCCACGCGUUGUGGCAACACCUUGUCCGGCACAUUUUUGCCGAACAACAAAAUGGCGCUGAGCGCUUACCGGCACAAGAAUACCGAUGCUUUCGGUAAGCCGGAAGAGCCCGAAGCCAUAAGAGCUAUCUCCGAGGAUCCAGUGCUCAUCUACAUCGCGGAGGAAACAUCGCUCUAUGGCGAGCCGCUCCUUCGCAGCUUGCUGGCCGAGGCCAACACCACCUUCACUACAUUGCAGAAGCUCGACCAGAAGGCUGCCAAGGCCGAGUUUGUUAAUAUAUCGCAGGCCUAUCGCAGCAUUGUGCGCGCCUGCCUUGAGAAGCUCGAGCUUGCAAAGGCAACACCCGAGGUGCUGAUGGACGAACAACGUCUUCAUUGUACCUCGGAUGCGAUCACAACUUUCUAUGCGAUCGAAUGUCUGUGGCAGCUGUUCGAGAUACUCUAUAUUCAGGGACUGCAGAAGCAAAUAAUUGUCCCACAGUUAUUGGACUGGACUCGCUUUCACUUUCCGUUAACCGAGGGGCGAGCCACAGAUUUGCUGUUAAUGGCAGAGGAGGCCAGCGACUCUGAUGAUUAUUGGAGCACUCUGAAGACCUUGAUUAUGUUGGGUGAAGUAGGCGUCACAGCCGCUAUUCUAACUCAGAAUCGAAAAGCAAACCGUGGCCCAUUUGAGGCAGCCAUAAAUAUGUUGAAGGCCAUGCCGUUGUACCAGCAUGGCUACGCAAUGCAAAAAUUUUGCUCGCAAUGGGAGUUCUGGCGAGCAGAAGGAGAACGCAAGAUAGCUGCCAAUAUGUUUGCUGCCGAGCCGGAAUUGGAGAUUUUAAUGGAGCUAGUUGUUGGAAAUACCGAGAAAUGGGAUGCUGGUCUGGCCCAGUCGAACGACUGGUACGAAUUUCUACCUGGCUAUCUACUAUAUACCAAUCCAACCUGUAAGCCCUUUGAGUUACGCAUGGUCGCAACCGCCUGGCUGAAUCGCUGGUCGCGCGUAAAGCCAGAUUGGGAGAUGAAGAGCAUGAGUCGCAUGAUCAUGCAGCUAAUGCAGCACGAUCUUAAAAUGUUUCUCUAUGAAUCGCAAAGACUGAACGAUAGCCAUUGGUUUGCUACGCAUUUAAUCGAUCUUAUUCACCACUCCGGCCAAUUAAAUGCCUACUGUCAGCAACAAAAAGUCGAUCUGCCAUCGUUGCGGCAGUCAAUGCUCUUGGAGUUUGGCAGCUAUUUGAUGACUUCCCUUAAUCUCUGGCAAUUGGGCAUUGACUACUUGGACUCUUGUGGCCAGGAGGGUUACAAAGCCAUAGAAACAAUAUUGUCUCAUAUACCUCUGAAGUCAGAGCGGCUAUCCCUUAAAUUGAUAGCCUUGGCCAAGCAGCGUAACUUGGCGGAUGUGGAGCAAACGAUCUGCAAGGUACUCGCUAGACGUUGCUAUGAUGAACAGCGUUUUAGCAGCGCCCUAGAAUGGGCCAUACGCUCUAAGGAUCCGGUGUUGGUUAAUGGCAUAACCGAUUUUAUUUUAAAGAACUAUUCCGAAACGGGAAUUAUGCUCUGCAAGGAUGUCAUCACCUAUAUCGGUGCUCGCAUGUUUAUCUCCCCACGAUUGGUUUUCCUCUGCAAGUAUUUUGAGUUUUAUGAACUCUAUCGGAAACGUGAUUUUUUGCCCGCGGCCGAGUUGCUAAUUAAUUUAUUGGAUUCCAAAAUAACACCAACUUAUUUUUGGCCUUCGCUGCUCAUGGAUUCCCUGCCGCUGCUCGAAUCGAAAGAUCCCAAGCUCUUUUCCAAGGAAACUAUCACCAUCCUGCGUUAUUUGGAAUUGGAGCUUGAGCCGCUUAUCGAGCGCAACAAACGCGAGACGGCCGAGUUCGCAUUCCAAACUUCAAAGACCGUCCUGCGGGACUAUCGUGUAGAGAAUAUAGAGGAGCUUGUCCGCAUGUUGCGUUAUGCCUGCUCCCGCAACCUGGCCCGCACAUUCAUAAUAGAGGGCACAGCAUCGUCUAAUAAAUAAAAUAAUUGAUUUUUGUUUCGAUCGUUAUGACACCCUAGGUUUAGCUAUGAAUUUGUAUUUGCGUAUAUUAAAAUAUAAUAUAAAGUAUGAGCUGUUCAAAGAACAAUAAACGAGUUUAGUUGAC